AUGAAUUAUGUUCGCGUGAGUAUCGUUUCAGGUGGACGGUGGCUCACGGAUUCAGGCCGUCGAAAUAGGUCGCCUGCGAACAGUAGUGCAACUGACGUCGACGUAGCAGCACCAUACUUCACAAUGGAUUACUUAAUUCCAACAUUACUACUAACAUUCUUGUCAUGGGUUAGUGCUUUCGAGCCUCUAGCUGUUAUGAUGCAGCGUCGAAGGAACGCGUAUCCCAUAUACGCUAGUGACUUCAUGGAAGAAUAUGAACCGUAUGCUGUAGCUGCUUUCCCGAUACACGCGCCAGUGCCAAUUUUACAGGUGUUCUCCCCAUCAGCGUAUGCUGGAAAAUUUAGAAAACCGACCAAAAGACCACAAAAUAACAGAGACUUGCACGCGUUUCCUUCUACCAUUGAACAGAACUUUGAGCCGUACACCUACAACCAUAUUUACGAAGAUCAUCCAAAAUAUCCAAAAAGAGAAUCAUAUAAUAAUGAAGCAUCCCCAGUGAUAGUGUAUGCAAGGCCUAAUAGAAACGGUGGCUAUACUUAUCGUAAGCCCGCGCCCACACCAGUACCUAACUCACAAAAAGAAAAAGAACCUGUCAUCAUAAGGAUUCAUAAAUACAAAAUUAUUCAU
This is a messenger RNA of Brenthis ino (lesser marbled fritillary), 627 nucleotides long. NCBI's taxonomy places the organism in Eukaryota, Metazoa, Arthropoda, Insecta, Lepidoptera, Nymphalidae. The record is from the annotation of a GenBank genome assembly.